Musa acuminata AAA Group (dessert banana) is the source of this 585-nucleotide messenger RNA. RefSeq names its product putative disease resistance protein RGA3. The coding region runs from base 1 to 585 and encodes 194 amino acids. The transcript is spliced from 2 exons. Lineage: Eukaryota; Viridiplantae; Streptophyta; Magnoliopsida; Zingiberales; Musaceae. Gene Ontology annotation, biological process: defense response to fungus. The record is from RefSeq and is a predicted model, not a curated record.
AUGGAGCUUCACUCGGGUGUCAUACCACUGUUGGCUUCCAAUUUGGUUCAACUGUGGCAGGAACUGCAAACAACCUACGGCCUUGAUGCUGAGCUAGAAAAGCUGCAGAGCUCCGUCGCCAUGAUUCAAGCUGUACUGAAUGAUGCACAGGAGAGGCAACAGAUUAGGAACGUGGUGAAGCAUUUGCUGAAUGAGCUCAGCCAGGCUGCAUAUGAUGCUAAUGAUAUCUUGGACGAGGUGGCAACCGAACGCCAAGGCUGUCAGCUGAUCAAAUAUGCAUCCGUGCGCAAUUUCUUGGCCCCCAUAAACCCUAAGCGCGAACUGUUCAAUCGAGAAAUAUGCAUCAGGGUAAAGGACAGAGAACACAGACAAGAUUCCAUAGCAAGGAGAUGCCCCUUAUCUGAAUUGACUCAGCGCAGUGCACCCCUGAGGCAGCAGAGUUAUCAGACCACCUCGCUAACUCCUUCCCUGGUUCUCGGUCGUGAGAGUGAUAUGCGAAAGAUAAAAAAUAUGUUGCUGCCAUUGGCUGAGGUGACUGACCGUAACAUCACAGUGAUUCCUUUCUUCGGGAUGCCUGGAUUUUGA